AUGUGCCCUGGGGCGCCGGUCGCGGCGGCGGCGUCGGACAAGAGCGUGUGCGUGAUGGACGCGUCCGGCCCGCUGGGCCACGCGCUCGUGCACCGCCUCCUCCGCCGGGGCUAUACCGUCCACGCCGCCACCUACGACCACUCGCUCGACGAGCUGCUCGCCGCCGCCGGCCACGACGAGGACCGGCUCAAGCUCUUCCGCGCCGACCCCUUCGACUACCACACCAUCGCCGACGCUGUCCGUGGCUGCUCCGGCCUCUUCUGCAUGUUCAACACCCACGAGGACCAGGCCGGCUGCGACGAGUUGAUGGUGGAGGUGGAGGUCCGGGCGGCGCAGAACGUGCUGGAGGCGUGCGCGCAGACGGUGACCAUGGAGCGGGUGGUCUUCACCUCCUCCGUCACCGCCGUCGUCUGGAAGGACGACGACCACAAGCCCGUCGACGCCUUCGACGAGAGGAACUGGAGCGACCUCAACCUCUGCAGGAAACGCAAGUUGUGGCACGCUCUGGCCAAGACGCUGUCGGAGAAGACGGCCUGGGCCUUGGCCAUGGACAGAGGGGUGGACAUGGUGGCCAUCAACGCCGGCUUGCUCACGGGGCCGGGGCUCUCCUCCGCCCACCCCUGCCUCAAGGGGGUCCCGGAGAUGUACGAGCACGGCGUCCUCGUUACCGUCGACGCCGACUUCCUAGCCGACGCCCACGUGGCCGCCUACGAGUGCCCCACGGCGUUCGGCCGCUACCUCUGCUUCAACAACGUCGUGUGCCGGCCCGAGGACGCCCUCCAGUUUGCCCAGAUGCUCACCCCGUCCGCUCCAUGCUACCCGCCAAGUGACGAGCUGAAGGUUAUCCCGCAGAGGAUUCAGAACAAGAAGCUGAACAACCUCAUGGUGGAGUUUGCCAGUGCCAUAUACGGGGACUUGGAUUAG
This is a messenger RNA of Triticum turgidum subsp. durum (durum wheat), 924 nucleotides long. NCBI's taxonomy places the organism in Eukaryota, Viridiplantae, Streptophyta, Magnoliopsida, Poales, Poaceae. The record is from the annotation of a GenBank genome assembly.